Messenger RNA from Strigops habroptila (Kakapo), 3979 nucleotides. RefSeq names its product zinc finger DHHC-type palmitoyltransferase 3 (gene ZDHHC3). The transcript has 7 exons. Gene Ontology annotation, cellular component: endoplasmic reticulum; Golgi apparatus. The record is from RefSeq and is a predicted model, not a curated record. Gene Ontology annotation, molecular function: protein-cysteine S-palmitoyltransferase activity. Lineage: Eukaryota; Metazoa; Chordata; Aves; Psittaciformes; Psittacidae. Gene Ontology annotation, biological process: protein targeting to membrane; peptidyl-L-cysteine S-palmitoylation. Bases 139 to 1038 code for a protein of 299 amino acids.
CCCCACCUCCCCGCCGAGCACAGCGUAAGGGGCGGCGGCGGCGGGGCCGUGCCGGUGCUCCGCGGGGCGGAUGGGGCGCGGCGCUGCGCGGCGGCGUUGGCGGCGGCCUGUGGGAUGCAAGUAUGGACAUAAUAGCCUAUGAUGCUUACUCCAGUCCACCGCUUCCGAGAUAUUGAAAGGAAACCUGAAUACCUCCAGCCAGAAAAGUGUGUCCCACCUCCUAGCCACGCUUCCCUGGGAACAAUGUGGUUUAUUCGAGAUGGCUGUGGUAUUGCAUGUGCUGUCGUUACCUGGAUGCUGGUGUUUUAUGCCGACUUUGUAGUCCUCCUCGUCAUGCUAGUUCCAUCGAGAGAUUAUGUUUAUAGUGUCAUCAAUGGCACACUGUUCAACACCUUGGCUUUCCUCGCUUUGGCUUCACAUUUUCGUGCUAUGCUGACAGAUCCAGGUGCUGUACCCAAAGGUAAUGCCACAAAGGAGUUCAUCGAGAGUUUACAGCUAAAGCCAGGACAGGUGGUUUACAAGUGCCCAAAGUGUUGUAGCAUCAAACCUGACAGAGCACAUCACUGCAGUGUUUGCAAGAGGUGUAUUCGGAAAAUGGACCAUCACUGCCCGUGGGUCAAUAACUGUGUAGGAGAGAAUAACCAGAAGUACUUUGUACUGUUUACAAUGUAUAUAGCACUGAUUUCCCUGCAUGCUCUAAUCAUGGUGGGAUUUCACUUCUUGUAUUGCUUUGAAGAAGACUGGACAAAAUGCAGUUCCUUCUCUCCGCCAACUACAGUGAUUCUUCUCAUCCUCUUGUGUUUUGAGGCUCUCCUAUUCCUCAUCUUCACCUCGGUUAUGUUUGGGACCCAAGUACACUCCAUCUGCACUGAUGAAACGGGAAUAGAACAGUUGAAAAAGGAAGAGAGAAGAUGGGCUAAAAAAACAAAAUGGAUGAACAUGAAAGCAGUAUUUGGCCAUCCGUUCUCUAUAGCAUGGCUUAGCCCAUUCGCAACACCAGACCAAGGAAAAGCAGACCCGUACCAGUAUGUGGUCUGAGGAAUUCCUGACCAGCAUUUCCACUAAAAUAGAAACAUAUUACAGCACUACUGUUACAAAUUUUCCAUGAAUGUUUAAAACAAAAAGCAAAACAAACUUUUUUUAUGUCUAUUCAAUGGCUGAUAAUUGCAGAGUCAAAAAAGAAAAAGGCCCUGUAUUUCACAAUAUCAGAUAAUUCAAGAUCUCUGGCUGAAACUGCUGCUGCUUUUCUUAUUAUUUUGUUUCUUUCUCUUUUUUUCUUUUUUCUUUUCCACUUCCCCCCCCCCCCCUUCUUUUUUUAGUAUUUUAAUUUUGUUAACUUUCCUGGCAUUUGUUUCUCUCUGCUUUCUGUAUGGCAUAACUAAUGUGAAGGGGAUCCUCUUUCUCUGUUGUGCCCCACCUCUUCUGAGUAGAUUCUCAUGCUGUCCUCCUGACUGUGAUGAGCUCUUUGGAAGACAUAUGAGUGCCAACAGCCCUUCACAGAUACCUUUGGACUUCCUGAAGGAGCACAUUGCUCUUUCAUAAGUGAACUUGACCGGGGAAGCAGACACUUCACUUACUAUAAAGGUGCAAGACAAGAACACAGCACUGCAAGAGAGCCAGUUGACCUGGUGACCACAUUCAGUACUUAAAUGUUGCCAACACCAGUUCCCACCCCACCCUCCUUUUUCCUUCCAGGCACAGAACUGAUUCCAUCUUUCUGCGUUGUUUUGUCUGUUCCCUCCCUGGUGUGCAGGAAAUUGUUGCCCUCUUAGGAUAACUGUGGCAGAUUUAGAAGACUCUUUGGAUUAUUAAAUGCCUUACACUUUGCAGGAAAGAAAGAAAUCUAAUUUUCAAGUGUUUAGAAUAGCAGAAUCAUCUUGUUUGUGUGUGUUUGUCUUGGUAAUGACUUGUUAGAGCAAUGCCUGCUAAACAGUGUUAACGUGAAAAACUGACCUGAAUGCCCACAUCACUAUAAAGACUGAUAUUGAUGGGAUGUGUAGGUGUGCUGGGGUGAUGGAUUCUAUAUUCUCAGCAUUGCCCUGGUUUAGACCUUUGUAAAUCUUUUCUCAUCCUUAUGCAUACAUGUGCAGGUGUGUAAACACACACACACACAUGUAUGUGUAAAUGUUUUAAAUUGGGAAAUAGUUCUGGUAAGGAGCAUGCAUACCCUUAUGAGCUGUGUGGUGAUGGAAGUGGGAGGGACAGAAGGCAUUCCAAAACCAGGUAGAACUAACCCAUUCUUAACUACAACUGACAGCUUGUGUUCAGGCAGGAGCUUUAUUAUAUUUUUGGAUGGUGAUUCCUGUGGCCUCAUCAAAUGAAUUGCAAACAAAGGAAAAAUACAACUCAGCUGUGUCCAUGACUUCCAAGGAAUCUUUGCUUUCCUUGGUUUAAAAUAAAAUGGUAUUUUUUUUUUUUUUGUUUAGAUUGCUUCAAAGCCAUGGGGGAAGGGAGGGAAAUCAGGGAAGGAGAAAUCAAAUGGAUGUCUCAUUUUGGAAGUAAUGUGAAUGCUGCAUCUUUUCAAUCUGUCAAUGCUUCCAUAUGGAAAACAAAUGCAAUAAAACUUUUCCAAAAACUUGUUUGCUGUUCUUACUUUUUCUUCACUUCAAAUGUUGGGAAAAGCCUGUCGUGGUUUUCUGAGCUUUCACUUCUGUACAGAAACAGGCACAUGAAGGUUAACUGAGUAGUCAACUUCUAUGUUUAAAAAUGGGUUAAUCACUAGUACAUUGAUCUAUUAAUCGGUGGGUUUAUUUCACCACUUGGAAGAGGCUGUUAGUAACUGCUCGGCUGCGUAAGAGGGCUGUUCCUACAGUCCUGCUUGCUCAGCGCGGGUCAUCAGGAGUAGGUUGUGAUCUCUGCUGCAGAACUGCACAGAGAGCCACGGGCUGCACUUGCGCCUUGAUGGGAAGAGUCUGUGAAGGAAAUGUGGCCUUUCAUACAUGUUCCCUUCACGAAGGGAAGUUUAGGAAGAGUUUAGGUUUAAUCUUCUAGACUGAAAGACGUGCAGGCGGCAACUUGAACUGGUAGACAAUCCAGCCCUAAAGCUGUCUUGACGCAAAAUCAAGGCUUUAGUCAUCCAGACCAUUACAAGUGAAUGCAUCUCUGUACAGAUCAUUGCUUUAAAACUUGAUUAUGAAUUCCACUGGUGCACAUUCCAAUUUUGGUUUAUUUUAAUUACCCUUAUUCACUGUGUAGUCCGGAGGAAGGUUGGUUGUUCUGGCAUUUUGACUGUUGUGAAAAAGUAUGCAAUUACUCAGUUUUUCUUGUUCCAAACAGCUGCAGAUUCUCAAACAGCAUUAUAUAGUAUGGAUAUUUUCAGUCAAACUGGUUUCAUUUUAAGUGAAGCAUCAUCGCAGCUUGCAGAAAUGUCCAUUGGUAUCUGGUGUGUGUGUGAGUAACUGGGGGUCCUCAGUUUUACUUGCACUGUACGAGUUGGUGGUACAAUUUGAUGGAAUUUGAAUGAUGCUGAAUGCAUUUCUUACUAUGAGCAAGGCAGACUUACCCAUCUGCUCAUGGAAGGCAUUUCUUUGGGCAGGACUCCCUAAUUUCAGAUGCUAGUUCUGAUUUAACUAGCCAAAUGGCAAAAAAUUGAAGGACAAACUCAAUCAGAUGCAAGGUACUUCUUUUGCAAAGCUAAAUCAUGCUUCAAGCAGAAAAGAGUGCAGGGAACUGCUGUAGGGAAAGUCUGCCUUAACCAUGAUUCCUGCUAGCAACGCUGCUUGUGUCUUCCCCGUAACAGACAAAUUGUUACUGUGCUUUGCCUUUUCUGUUUGCUCUUUCCUGUUGGUUUCUAUCUUAAAAUAAAUUAACACAUUUCUUCUAACACGCAAGAGCUGUUCUACAGAUCGCUUCGGGGCAGGCCACGCAGCCCAGCUUCCUCCUCUGGCACUGCAGGAGCUGAUACAGAGGGCAGUAGUGGGAGAAACAGGGUAUAUCCGACAGCAUCGCAGUGGUAACAGGUCAACCUUGUCCUACUGUC